CGAGAAAAGGUCGAGUUGUCAGAUGUGGAUGAAAGACGCCAUGUUGCUCUCUGCGCUCUCUGCUCCAGCAAUAAAUGUUUGGCGGGGUUCAGUCCCCGCCAAGCUUUCUGCCCUGUCAAGCCUGGGAAGACAGCUUUGGCCAAUCAGAAGGCAGCCGGAUAGUUCCGUGCGGUGUUUCCGGCUUCCAUUCAGUGGUCAGUCAGUUUUGCUUGCUCAAUCGCAUCGAAACACCCGGCCUUGACCAGCUUCGCGCUCUCGCAUCCACCUUCCCGACGUCAACCCCGGAACCCGAGUCUUUCAAUUGACCCAGGUAGUCACCUCGAGAACCGACAAAAUGUCUGCCAUUUACAAGCAAGUCCUGCCCUACCUCGCCAUCUUCCGCAACAACGCCACCAUGCUUGGUGCCGUCUUUGCCGGUGCCUUUGCGUUCAACAUGGGCUACGACACUGUCAUGAACAAGGUCUGGGACCACCACAACCGGGGGCGCCAAUGGAAGGACAUCCGCCACAAGUACGUCGAGUCCGAGGAUGACGAGUAA
Molecule: messenger RNA, 538 nt
Organism: Podospora bellae-mahoneyi
Lineage: Eukaryota; Fungi; Ascomycota; Sordariomycetes; Sordariales; Podosporaceae
Gene: QCR9
Product: Cytochrome b-c1 complex subunit 9, mitochondrial
Exons: 5
Coding region: 335-538 (67 amino acids)
Biological process (GO): mitochondrial electron transport, ubiquinol to cytochrome c
Source: RefSeq, a predicted model, not a curated record